CCUCCAUUGCUAGUAUAGUGUCUGAACGGAUCAAUAUCUUUGAUCAGAUCAGCACUAUACCAGCGUUCACAUUACAAGUGCAGUGUCAGUAGCAGGAGCGGACUGACAACUCAUGGGGCCCCCGGGCAAUAGGGGAUCAUGGGGCCCCUGUGUCCUCACCCACACUCAAAAAAGCCUAUGAAAAAUGUACCAGGGGCAUCUCAUGGGGCCCCUACUGACCCCGGGCCCUCGGGCAGUGCCAAGUUUCCAAAUGGUCAGUCGGUCACU
Messenger RNA from Staurois parvus, 267 nucleotides. The record is from the annotation of a GenBank genome assembly. Lineage: Eukaryota; Metazoa; Chordata; Amphibia; Anura; Ranidae.